CCCUCAUAAAAAUUUAGUACGUUUUGGCAACUUACCGUUGUGGGGCUUGUUAAUUGUUCGCUAUAGGCUCAGCCGAUCGACUCCGAGCUGGCUGCGAAAUUACUUGGCCGUGGUGUCGCAGUGUCCCCUGUCGUUACGGUUGAACCGAGAAGGCGUAAGUUCCACAAAGCCAUCACGCUCAGCAUGCCGGCGCCGAGGGCGCACAGCCAGGGUAUGAUUAACCAGUACUCUGGGUCAGUACCGACGCUGCGAUUGCUCUGCUCGAUUACAGGUGGAACAACACGGGCUCAAUGGGAGGAUGUGACAGGUUCAACUCCAUUGACUUUUGUCAAUGACUGCGUCUCAUUCACGACCACCGUUUCGGCACGGUUCUGGCUGAUGGACUGCCGUAAUAUCAGCGAAGCCACCAAAAUGGCUACUGAACUAUACAGGGAAGCGAUUCAUGUGCCUUUCAUGGCCAAGUUUGCAGUAUUUGCAAAGCGAACGGAUCCAUUAGAAGCGCGAUUACGCGUAUUUUGUAUGACUGAUGACCGAGAAGAUAAAACACUGGAACAUCAAGAACACUUCACAGAGGUAGCAAAAAGUCGUGAUGUUGAAGUCCUGGAAGGAAAAACUCAAUAUAUCGAGUUCUAA
Molecule: messenger RNA, 633 nt
Organism: Ctenocephalides felis (cat flea)
Lineage: Eukaryota; Metazoa; Arthropoda; Insecta; Siphonaptera; Pulicidae
Product: ankyrin-3-like
Exons: 3
Coding region: 184-633 (149 amino acids)
Source: RefSeq, a predicted model, not a curated record